This is a messenger RNA of Empidonax traillii (willow flycatcher), 915 nucleotides long. RefSeq names its product erythroferrone (gene ERFE). The record is from RefSeq and is a predicted model, not a curated record. NCBI's taxonomy places the organism in Eukaryota, Metazoa, Chordata, Aves, Passeriformes, Tyrannidae. Gene Ontology annotation, molecular function: hormone activity. The transcript is spliced from 5 exons. Bases 71 to 625 code for a protein of 184 amino acids. Gene Ontology annotation, biological process: negative regulation of gluconeogenesis; positive regulation of D-glucose import across plasma membrane; positive regulation of insulin receptor signaling pathway.
ACAGUAGAGUGGGCGGCAGAACCAGGAAAAGUGAAGGUACUUUCCUAACGCUGUGGGGUUGGGGUCAGGAAUGGCAAAGGAGCAGGCAAAGGAGCAGAGGACAGCCUGGGAAGGGCGUAAGGAAAAGGAAGAACGCAGCCCCCAGGCCGGGGCCCAUCAUCGCGUGGAAGCAGCCUUCCACUGCCGGACGCGCGAAGACAUCUCCGUGGAGCAGAGAACACGACAGGAGCUGCGGCUGUUCUACAUCCCUGAGAGGGAGGAGACGUUUCACCGCGGCCCAGGGCUAAACCUGACCAGUGGGCAGUACACAGCCCCCACCGCAGGGUACUACACCUUCAGCACCACGCUGCACAUUGUGCACAGGGAGCCACAGAGGAAGAGGCAGGUGUGCCGGGGGACACGCCUGCGCGUGCUCAUCUGUGUGCAGUCCCACUGCCAGCACAACAGAAAUUUGGAGACUUCGUCCCAGCUGGAGAGCAGGGGUCACCUUUUUACCAUCUCUGUCACCGGAGUCCUUUACCUGCAGGCCGGGCAGUAUGCCUCUGUUUUUGUGGAGAACACUGCAGGCUCUCCCCUCACUGUUCGAAGCGGCUCCGAUUUCAGCGCCGUUCUGCUGGGGGUGUGAAGAGGCACCAGGCAGGGCACUGAACCUGUGCCAGGAGCAGCCAGACCCUUCCCUCUGCCAGCCACCAUCGCAUCUCCCCUGCUCAGCAAAAAGCCCAGGGAAGAUUAUUUGCCCUUGCAGGAACUGUGGUCUGGUCUGAUACUGCUCAUGCUACAGAACCAGCUGAAGAUGAACAAAAGAUCAUGGACAAGAUGAUGAUGAUAAUAAAACAGCCUGACAAGGACCUAAAGGCAUUCACUUUUAACUAAAGGCUAGGCCUGGAAAUUGAUCUUGGGAAAUGCUACUGACAG